CGGCGCCGCCGGGGGGAAGGCGGGCGGGCAGGGAGGGGCCGGGGCCGGAGGAGGAGCUCUGCCCGCCCGCUGCUCUUAAGCGCCGUGACCGGCGCUGCCCCGCGCUCGGCCGGGCCAUGGAGGUGGCGCGGGAUUGCGUGGGAUCGCUGCUGCGGUCUUUCAUAUCCAUGGGAGCAUCUGUAGGAGCAGUAACAAAACAGACCCUGUUCCCUCCUCUCAUGCCUGCAGGGCGCCCUUUCCGUGUGUCCAAUGCCUCCCGAAGCAGCCGCAAGGGAAUUGUUGCAAGCAGCCUGCAAGAGCUCCUCAGCAAGACUUUGGAUGCCUUUGUUAUAACUGCUGGAAUAGUUACUCUGGUUUUGGAGGAAGAUGGCACAGUUGUGGACACAGAAGAGUUCUUCAAGUCCCUGGAUGAUAAUACACACUUCAUGGUUCUAGAAAAUGGACAGAAAUGGACACCAACAAAAAAUGGAGUUGUUGCUGUGAGAAAAAAGAAGAAAAUGGGAGUCGCUAACAUCACAUUUGAUCUGUACAAACUGAACCCUAAGGAUUUUAUUGGCUGCUUAAACAUCAAGGCAACCUUCUAUGAGAUCUACUCUAUCUCAUAUGACAUCAAAUGCAUGGGAGCAAAAAGUGUAUUGCGGAAAGUGCUUCAGCUAAUAUCCCAUGCAGCACAAAUAACUGGACAGUUUCUGCUCUAUACUGGAACGUACAUGUUGCAGGUGAUGGGUGAAUAUGAUGAGGAAGACAUGUGCACGAGGUCCAGGCGGGAGUAGUGGCCACAGCUGUGCUUCUGAUCUCCAGUCCUUUUGCUCACA
Molecule: messenger RNA, 815 nt
Organism: Passer domesticus (house sparrow)
Lineage: Eukaryota; Metazoa; Chordata; Aves; Passeriformes; Passeridae
Gene: CIDEA
Product: cell death inducing DFFA like effector a
Exons: 5
Coding region: 117-773 (218 amino acids)
Biological process (GO): regulation of apoptotic process; lipid storage; apoptotic process
Cellular component (GO): lipid droplet
Source: RefSeq, a predicted model, not a curated record